CCGCUACCCCGCCGCCUUUGAUGACGGGGUCAGGGUGCUCAGGUGGAUCGCCAAGCAGGCCAAUCUCGCCAUGAUGAGCAAGGUUGGGGGCGGGGUGGACACGUUCGGCGCCUCCACCGUCGAGCCAUGGAUCGCUGCGCAUGGCGAUCCGGCAAGAUGUGUCCUACUUGGUGUAAGCUGUGGUGCCAACAUUGCUGAUUUUGUCACUAGGAAAGCGGUGGAAGAUGCAAAGCAAUUUGACCCAGUCAAGGUCGUAGCACAGGUUCUGAUGUAUCCCUUCUUCACAGGAAGUGUUCCAACACACUCGGAAAUAAGGCUUGCGAACUCAUACUUCUACGACAAAUCCACAUGCUUACUUGCCUGGAGACUACUUUUAUCAGAGAAAGAGUUCAGCUUGGACCAUCCUGCUGCCAACCCCCUGGCCCCUGGCAGAGGAGGCCCCCCAUUGAAAUGCAUGCCCCCAACCUUGACAAUCGUUGCGGAACAUGACUGUAUGAGAGACAGAGCAAUUGCUUACUCCGAGGAACUCCGCAAGGUAAAUGUGGACGCGCCAGUCCUCGACUACAAAGAUACCGUCCAUGAGUUUGCAACACUCGAUGUGUUCCUUAAGACACCACAGGCCCAGGCCUGUGCUGAAGAUAUUGCCAUAUGGAUGAAGAAAUACAUAUCCCUGAGAGGGCACGAGUUCUCGUAUUAGCUGUAGCAAAAGGUCAGCGUUGUGAAAUAGAGUCUUUACGGGAAGCAUCGGUGCAUUCUUUUUCACCUGGUGAUGGGAGGCACUGCAAGUUAAAAGGCGAGGAACCAGUUAGGCGUAAUGUGAGUGCUGAGUACCUUUCCCCUUUAUUGAUGAUCCUUGUGGAAGAAUGUAGUGUGCAAAUUGUAGACUGAACUCAAAGACAGAUGCUCUUCCGCCUCAUAGAGCUCAAUUCUUUCA
Molecule: messenger RNA, 934 nt
Organism: Triticum urartu
Lineage: Eukaryota; Viridiplantae; Streptophyta; Magnoliopsida; Poales; Poaceae
Product: putative carboxylesterase 16
Molecular function (GO): hydrolase activity
Source: RefSeq, a predicted model, not a curated record